Messenger RNA from Penicillium longicatenatum, 1296 nucleotides. RefSeq names its product putative C2H2 finger domain protein. Bases 1 to 1296 code for a protein of 431 amino acids. Gene Ontology annotation, molecular function: DNA-binding transcription factor activity. The transcript has a single exon. Lineage: Eukaryota; Fungi; Ascomycota; Eurotiomycetes; Eurotiales; Aspergillaceae. The record is from RefSeq and is a predicted model, not a curated record.
AUGUCUGCCCCUCAGACAUACGAUAUCUAUGAUCCCUCUCUACCGGCCGAUCACCCAUUUGUGACUCGUGCUUCCCAGUUCCAAUUUCACCUGCCACUGGAGCCAAAAUCGAACGAAAUCAUGACCCCGCAACCAUGGUGUCAGGCCGAAGACGCCGCCCUUAACAUGGGUUAUCUUCCCCCUGAUUUCUCCGCCUGGAACAGCGGCCUCUCGACAAUAUCCGAUCCCCAAAGUCCCCGCAGCAGCAAUAGCGGCAGUAUCCUAGGCAUGAAUUGCAUCGCAUCACCAGCUUUCCGUCACGAGGAUAUCUCUCUUCCCAUCGAUGAAUACCCCGCGCCCGACGGACUUGUCGAUAUUGACCACUCAAUCGCCUUUUCCCAGUCUCCCCUCGAUAGGCCUCUCGAUCAUCCUUCGCCAUUCGAUACAGAAUUCGAUGCCUGGUCGGGCAGUCAAUCGGACCGAAAUGUUACGCCCGAACAACAAUGGUCCGCUCCUUUCCCCACAGAGCUGGCCUUUCCGCAACCUAUUCGCCAAAACAAGAGCCGCCCGGCUAGAGCGGCAGCUUCAACGUCUACUUCCAAGGGGGUUCGCAAAUCAGCUGAGCGCAGACCAACUUCCAACCCUGGUCGCAGCAGGCGGCGACGCGGGACCACCGGUAAUAACAGUUCAGCCCGGACAUUCACCUGCAGUUUCGCACCGUACGGUUGCGAAAGUACGUUCGUCUCGAAGAAUGAGUGGAAGCGCCAUGUUACGUCGCAGCAUUUGCAGCUUGGGUUUUAUCGCUGUGAUGUUGGAAAAUGUAGUGCUUACCACCAACAAAUACCUACACCCCUCCUUUCUACAUCUACUUCUACGUCAAAGACACAAUGUCCCCUUCCUGGACGAUGCUCUACACCUCCCCCGGGCCAACCGAACGAUUUCAACCGCAAAGACCUUUUCACGCAACAUCACCGCCGCAUGCACGCACCCUGGCAUCAACCUGGAGACCGACGAGCCCCCUCUGAGGAAGAACGUAAUGCCUUCGAAGCCAGUCUAGAAGAGGUCCGUCAGCGCUGCUGGCACGGUCUACGAACCCCGCCCCUGCAGAGUCACUGUGGAUUCUGUAAGGAAGUAUUCUCGGGUGAAGGAAGCUGGGACGUGCGCAUGGAACAUAUCGGUCGCCACUUCGAGAGGGAAGAUCGACGUGUUCUGGGGGUGGAAGAGGAGGAUCUUGCGCUGAGGGAAUGGGGAGUUGAGCAGGGCAUUUUGGUUGGUGUUGAUGGUGGUUGGAGAUUGGCUAGUUUGGUGGGAUUGUAG